Pezoporus occidentalis (night parrot) is the source of this 6128-nucleotide messenger RNA. It is a transcript of the gene PHKA1, whose product is annotated as phosphorylase kinase regulatory subunit alpha 1. Gene Ontology annotation, biological process: glycogen metabolic process. NCBI's taxonomy places the organism in Eukaryota, Metazoa, Chordata, Aves, Psittaciformes, Psittacidae. The transcript is spliced from 33 exons. The coding region runs from base 97 to 3837 and encodes 1246 amino acids. The record is from RefSeq and is a predicted model, not a curated record. Gene Ontology annotation, molecular function: calmodulin binding. Gene Ontology annotation, cellular component: phosphorylase kinase complex.
CCGGGAGGCGGGGCGCUGCCAGGACCCGGAGCAACGCGGGCCGGCCCCUCAGUGCCGCUGUCCGUCGCGCCCGGUGUUGCUGCCGUAGCCGCCGCCAUGCGCAGCCGGAGCAAUUCGGGCGUGCGGCUGGACGGGUACGCGCGCCUGGUGCAGCAGACCAUCCUCCGGCACCAGGACGCGGUGACGGGCCUGCUCCCCGCCAGCGCCGACCACAGGGAUGCCUGGGUGCGGGAUAACGUCUAUAGCAUCCUGGCCGUCUGGGGGCUGGGCCUGGCCUACCGCAAGAAUGCCGACCGCGACGAGGACAAGGCGAAGGCCUAUGAGCUGGAGCAGAGCGUGGUGAAGCUGAUGCGGGGGCUGCUCCAGUGCAUGAUGAGACAGGUGGACAAGGUGGAGGCAUUCAAGUACAGCCAGAGCACCAAGGACUGCCUGCAUGCCAAAUACAACACCCAUACCUGUGCCACUGUGGUGGGGGACCAUGAGUGGGGUCAUCUACAGAUGGAUGCCACCUCUCUCUACCUGCUCAUGCUGGCGCAGAUGACAGCCUCAGGCCUCCACAUCAUCGACAGCCUGGAUGAAGUCAACUUUAUUCAGAACCUCGUGUUCUACAUUGAAACAGCCUACAAAACUGCGGACUUUGGGAUAUGGGAGCGUGGAGACAAGACAAACCAGGGUAUCACCGAGCUGAAUGCUAGCUCUGUUGGCAUGGCCAAGGCUGCCCUGGAGGCACUGGAUGAGUUGGAUCUCUUUGGAGCAAAGGGAGGCCCACAGUCUGUGAUAAGGGUGCUGUCGGAUGAGGUCCAGCAUUGCCAGUCCAUCCUCCACUCGAUGCUGCCCAGGGCCUCCACAUCCAAGGAAGUUGAUGCCAGCGUGCUCUCUGUCAUCUCCUACCCAGCGUUUGCUGUGGAGGACAGUGAGCUGGUGGAGAUCACUAAGCAAGAGAUCAUCAUGAAACUGCAGGGGCGCUACGGCUGCUGCCGCUUCCUGCGGGAUGGAUACAGGACCCCCAAAGAGGACCCCAACCGCGCCUACUAUGAGCCUGCAGAGCUGAAGCUGUUUGAAAACAUUGAGUGCGAGUGGCCUCUCUUCUGGGCGUACCUGAUCAUCGAUGGGAUUUUCAGUGGAAACAUGGAGCAGGUGCAGGAGUAUCGGGAAGCCCUCGAGGGGGUUCUCAUCAAGGGGAAGAAUGGGGUACGCCUGGUGCCGGAGCUGUACAGCGUUCCACCAGAUAAGGUGGACGAGGAGUACAGGAACCCUCACACUGUGGACAGGAUACCCAUGGGCAAGCUGCCGCUCAUGUGGGGGCAGUCCCUCUACAUCCUGGGCUGCUUGAUGGCUGAGGGGUUUCUAGCUCCUGGUGAAAUAGAUCCCCUCAACCGCCGGUUUGCGACUGUCCCCAAGCCUGAUGUGGUGGUCCAAGUGUGCAUCCUGGCAGAGACAGAGGGGAUCAAGGGUGCCCUGAGGAAGGAGGACAUCGAUGUGGAGACUGUGGCAGAUGUCUACCCCAUCCGAGUGCAGCCUGCUCGCAUCCUUAGCCACAUCUACGCCCGGCUGGGCCGCAACAAGAAGAUGUGCCUGACAGGACGGCCCUAUCGGCACAUGGGAGUCCUUGGGACCUCCAAGCUCUACAACAUCAGGAAGAACAUCUUUACGUUCACCCCACAGUUCAUAGACCAGCAGCAGUUCUACCUGGCUCUUGACAACAGGAUGAUUGUGGAGAUGCUGAGGACAGAUCUUUCGUACCUUUGUAGCCGCUGGAGGAUGACCGGACGGCCGACCAUCACCUUCCUCGUCUCCCACACCAUGCUUGAUGAAUUCGGCAAAAGUGUGCACCCCACAGUGCUGGUGAUGCUGCGGAAGCUGCAGGAUGGGUAUUUCGGUGGUGCAAGGAUCCAGACGGGUAAGUUGUCGGAGUUCCUGACAACGUCGUGCCGAACUCACCUCAGCUUUAUGGACCCUGGGCCAGAGGGUAAGGUCUUUGCCAAAAGUUAUGAGCUCAGCACUGGCAGCUCUGAGGAGCUAGAUGCCGAGGAGUGGCUGCAUGGCUUGCAGAUAGCAGAGGAUGCAGACACGUAUGACGAGGUUGCUCAGUACCUGGAUCACUUGCUGCAGCACACAGCUCCGCAGGUGAACCUGCCUCCCACUGCACAGCGGGGAGGCCUGAGCCGCUUCCGCGCUGCCGUCCACACCACCCGUGACCUCAUGUCCUUGGCAUCCAAGGCCAAGGACCUUCACAUCCAGAAUGUUGGGAUGUUUGUCCCCAGCAAGAUCUUCCAGGCAUCCCAGCAGUCUGUCAAGCUGCUGGGUUCACCCCACCAGCAUGAUAUGGAUGGCAAGAGCCACACACUCUAUGCAGAGAUGAACCUACCCCGCGAUGAGCAUGGCAACGUGGACUGCAAGGCACUGGUGGACCAGCUGCGUGUCUGCCCCACGCUGCAGGAGCAAGCGGACAUCCUCUACAUGCUCCACAUCCUCAAAGGACCUGAAUGGCACACGGGGCUUGACAGUGAGCCUGGCCCCACAGUGAAGGAGCUCCUCACUGAGCUGUACAUGCGGGUGGGGGACACACGCCAGUGGGCCCUGAUCCGCUACAUCUCUGGCAUCCUCAAGAAGAAGGUGGAAGCUCUGGAUGAGGCCUGUACUGACCUCCUGUCUCACCAGAAGCAUUUGACAGUUGGGCUGCCCCCAGAGCCGCGUGAGAAGACGAUUUCCGCCCCGAUCCCCUAUGAGGAGCUUGUUCACCUUAUUGAUGAAGCCAGCGAGAAGAACCUCAGUGUGUCCGUCCUCACCCAGGAGAUCAUGGUCUAUUUGGCCAUGUACAUGCGCACGCAGCCCGCGCUCUUCGCUGAGAUGUUCCGCAUUCGUAUCGGGCUCAUCAUUCAGGUGAUGGCAACGGAGCUGGCGCACUCUCUGCGCUGCUCAGCUGGAGAAGCCACUGAGAAUCUGAUGAAUCUCAGCCCAUCAGACAUGAAGAGCCUCCUCUACCACAUCCUCUCUGGCAAGGAGUUUGGAGUGGAAAGGAGUGGCCUCUCUUCUCCAGUGCGAUCAGUUGACUCGUCGCUCACCACUAUCUCCAUCUGUGAGGUGGGGGCCAUUGGGGCCACCAAACACGAGCGUUCCGGCAUCAUCAGGCUGAAAAGUGAGAUCAAGCAGCAGCUGGAUAAGCAUAGGCAGUCUCUGCCUGGAAGUAAGCCCCUCGGUUUGCAGUCCGGGGACGCUGACCUCAAGUCGUCUCUGUCUCCUGGGCACACAGAGCUGCUGGGCCAGGGCUCCUUUUCAAGCAUGCUGGAAGACCAGGGCAGCAAGGACAGCCGCCAGGGCCAGUGGCAGCGGAGACGACGGCUGGAUGGGGCCCUCAACCGUGUCCCUGUGGGCUUCUACCAGAAGGUCUGGAAGGUCCUGCAGAAGUGCCAUGGCCUUUCUGUGGAGGGCUUUGUUCUUCCGUCUUCAACAACCAGAGAGAUGACCCCUGGGGAAAUAAAGUUUGCUGUGCAUGUGGAGUCGGUCCUCAACCGUGUGCCCCAGCCAGAGUACAGGCAGCUGCUGGUGGAGGCUAUCUUAGUGCUCACUAUGCUGGUGGACAUGGAAGUGCACACCAUUGGUGGCAUCAUAGCUGUGGAAAGGAUCUUGCAUAUGGCCAACGACCUCUUCUAUGAGGAGCAGAAAGCCCUGGGCGCUGACGAGCACAUGCUGGAGAGGGAUCCUGCGACAGGCAUCUGCAGCCUGCUGUACGAUAGUGCGCCAAGUGGGAGGUUCGGCACCAUGACCUACCUGUCCAAGUCGGUGGCCAUGUACGUGUAUGACUUCCUGCCCGCUGAUGGCUGCUCCAUGCAGUAGCUCUCACAACUCCUCACUCUGGGUUGCAGAUGCUGCAGAAAGGUUGUUUCAUAUAGCUUAUAAAAACGGGCAUUAGGUAGCUUGCAGGCAGCCUGCGUGGCCAUCUCUCCUAGUCCUGCCCUCUUGGUGUCUGAGCAGCUCUCCUGAAGAGCUCUGUGGGAAGCUUGCGUGGUCCUAAGCUGUGUGCAGCCUGGGCUGGCAGGGAAAGGCUGAGCUUCGAAGCCUGCUUGUAUUAGAAGUGUCUGCCUACACAGCUCCUUCGGGGCCAUCACCCCCAAAGGUAUGUGUGUUUGAGGGAGGUGGAAAGGGCCCCCUUCACCAGGCGUGUGUGCAGUGCUGCAGCGUGCUCUGCAGAUGCCUCCAGCAGAUUCUAUGUUUUUAAUCUGUUCUGUGCCGCUUUUUAUUCCAAAUCUGCAGGGUUUACACUAGUGUAAGCUGGAACUCUUGCUCUUCCUGCUGCUGGUGGAAAAGCUUAGAGGAGUACAGGGUGCCACCUGAGCCUCUCCCCCAGCACACCCAAAAGCAAAAUGAUCCAACCCAGCCACAGCUCUGCUGCUUGGAAGUAGGCAGCCCAUCUCACUGAAGAUGGGGUCAGGGGUCCUGUAUACAGAGCUGGGGAGGCUGUGGGAGCCAGGAGCAUCCCAAGAUGGUAACAGAUCCCAGUUACCACCGAGCUGCGAGGACAGAGCUUCUGGCUGGGGAUUGUCGGUGGCAGCCCUGCCAUGCCCUCUCUGCUUCUGGCAGUGUCACUCAUGGCCAAGUCACAGGCUCCCGAGCUCAUACACGUCCUGUAAAGAAGCUUUGAGCUGGCUGCUCAGUUUGGUGUUAGCUGUGCCAUCACAAAUGUGCUGUGAAUGCUCAGCUCUGCCCUCUGUCCCCAUCUCCUGCAGCCUUGCACUGGAGAGGGGAGUGUUUCCCAGUUCUGCUCUAUCCUGCAGGUCAAACCCCGCACAGGAUAGUGUGGUCAGACUAAUGGGGAACGGGCACACACACCGCAGAGUGGCAGGGUGAGUGAGGUUAUAAAAUCAUAAAUAGUUUGGGUUGGAAAGAACCUUUCCAGGUCAUCUAGUCCAAACCCCCUGCAAUGAGCAGGGGCAUCUUCAACUAUAUCGGGUUGCUCAGAACCACAAUCAGCCCAGCCUUGAAUGUUUCCAGGGACAGGGCAUCUACCACAUCUCUGGGCAACUUGUGCUAGUGUUCUUCACCACCAUCAUCUUAAAACCUUUUUUCCUUAAACCACACAUAAACCCUCUUUUAAUUUAAAGAAGAGAGGUUGCCAGUGAAGACUGAGGCAAAAACAUUGUUGAGUACCUCAGCAUUCUCCUCACCCUCUGUUACUGGUUUACCAGUCCUACUCAUCAAGAGGGUUUCGCUUUCUGUGACCCUGCUUUUCUGGCUGACAUACCUGUAGAAGACCUUUUAUUAUUCUUUUUGUCCCUUGCGAAGUUCAUCUCCAGCUGUACCAUGGCCUUCCUGACCCCUUUCCUACACGGCCAGGCAGUGUCCCUGUACCCUUCCCAGGAUACCUGUCUCUGCUUCCACUGCCUGUGUGUUUUCUUUUUGCAUUUUAGUUUGACCAGGUCUCAACUCUUGCCUGCCUUUCCUGAUUCCUUGCACAUGGGGAUUGAGAGCUCCUGUGCUCUAUGGAAAGCAUCCUUAAAGACCUGCCAGCUCUGUCUGUUUCCUUAUCCUUGAGGACAGUGUCUCAGGGGGUCACACAGCUCAAUCCCUUGAGCAGCUGGCAGUUGCUUUCCUAAAAUUCAGGGUCCUGGCUUUUACUCUUUGCCUGACCUGUAUCCCUCAGGACUGCAAACUGCCGGUGCAUGAGCAUUGCAAGCCCAGGCUGCUCCAAUCUCAGUGUCACCAACUGACUCACUUGGGUGGGUGACCAUCAGAUCCAGUAUUGCUUCCCCUCAGGUAUAGGGCUGCCUAUUCUGUGGUUUAAGAAGGUACCCUGCAUGCACGUCAGGAGUCUCCUGGAUUGCUGUGCUGGGUUGAUCCUGGCUGGGUGCCCACUGCCAACCAGAGCCGUUCUGUCCCUCCCCUCCUCAGCUGGACAGGGGAGAGAAAACACAAUGAGAGGCUCCUGAGUUAGGAUAAGGACAGGGAGAUCAUUCACCGGUUGUCAUGGGCAAUGCAGACUGACUUGGGGAAAUGAGUUUAGGAUAAGGACAGGGAGAUCAUUCACCAGUUGUCAUGGGCAAUGCAGACUGACUUGGGGAAAUGAGUUUCAUUUAUUACCAAUCAAAUCACAGUAGGAUAAUGAGAAAUAAAGCCUAAAUCUCAAAGCA